UCAUGUUUUCGCCAGCUGGUAUUUUGUAAACUUUGUAAUGUUGACCAAAGUUCAAUAAAUUAUUCAAAAUAGAAAAUUUACUUCCAAGUUUACCAUAUAAAAUCCCUAUUUCCUUUAUCAAAAUGGGUAAUAGGUCCUCUCUAUUACUACGCGAAGAAGAAAUCGCUCAAAUUCAACAGGAAACUGGCUUCACCCCAAACCAAAUCGAGCGUUUGUAUUCUCGAUUCACCGCCCUUGAUAGAAACGAUUGCGGCACCUUAUCCAGGGAUGAUUUCCUGAGGAUUCCAGAGUUGGCCAUCAACCCGUUGGGUGAGAGAAUUGUAAACGCCUUUUUCCAAGGAGACGAGUUCACUGACAGGGUGAACUUUAGGCAAUUCAUGCAGGUUUUGGCUCAUUUUAGGCCGGUAAAGAAGAAUAAGGAGAACAAGUUGAAUUCCAGAGAGGAGAAAUUGAAAUUUGCUUUUAAACUGUACGACCUCGACAACGAUGAUCUGAUUUCUAAAGACGAACUAUUAGCGAUUUUACACAUGAUGGUCGGAACGAAUAUAAGUGAAGAGCAGCUGACGAGUAUCGCCGAACGCACAAUAUUAGAAGCAGACGAGGAUAAUGACCAAAUGAUUUCGUUUGAGGAGUUUUGUAAGGCAUUACAGAGGACCGAUGUUGAACAAAAGAUGAGUAUUAGGUUUUUGAAUUAAGUCGGGCAGCACGCAAUGCAAACUUAUAUAUACUAUAUAGAUUAAAUAAUAAUUAUUAUUAAAUAUUAUUGCACUAUUGUGAUAUUCAGAUAUUUGUAUAAAAUAAAUGAUAAACUUUACAAA
Messenger RNA from Anthonomus grandis grandis, 818 nucleotides. RefSeq names its product calcineurin B homologous protein 1 (gene elm). The transcript has 3 exons. Gene Ontology annotation, molecular function: calcium ion binding. The coding region runs from base 123 to 695 and encodes 190 amino acids. NCBI's taxonomy places the organism in Eukaryota, Metazoa, Arthropoda, Insecta, Coleoptera, Curculionidae. The record is from RefSeq and is a predicted model, not a curated record.